Sorex fumeus (smoky shrew) is the source of this 2043-nucleotide messenger RNA. Its product is annotated as lipopolysaccharide-binding protein-like. Lineage: Eukaryota; Metazoa; Chordata; Mammalia; Eulipotyphla; Soricidae. Gene Ontology annotation, molecular function: lipopolysaccharide binding. Gene Ontology annotation, biological process: positive regulation of macrophage activation; defense response to Gram-negative bacterium; macrophage activation involved in immune response. The record is from RefSeq and is a predicted model, not a curated record. The transcript is spliced from 15 exons. Bases 45 to 1460 code for a protein of 471 amino acids.
UGGCCUCCUUGGGUUCCAGAGCUGACGUCCCCGCUGGGAGCAGGAUGGAGGCCUCUCUGCUCCUGGCAUUGGUGCUCAUGGCCACUCCAUGCGUGCUGGGUGCCAGCCCCGGCCUGGCUGCCAGGAUUACCAACCAGGGCCUGGAGUACGUGGCGGCGAAGGGCCUAGAGGCUCUGCAGAAAGAGCUGUACACAAUCACGCUGCCCGACUUCACUGGGGACUUCUUGAAGAAAGGACACUAUGAAUUCCACAGCCUGAGUGUCCAGAGCUGUGAGCUGCGCCACUCUGCCCUCACACCCCUCCCCGGCCAGGGUCUGAGCGUGUCCAUCUCCGACUCCUUCUUCAGCGUCCAGGGCAAGUGGAAGAUACGCUUGACUUUCGUGAAAGCUCAGGGCUCCUUCGAGCUCCAGGCCAAUGGCAUCAGCAUUUCCUUCACCCUCCUCCUGGGCAGGGACCCCUCCGGGAGGCCCACGGUCUCUGCCACCACCUGCAGCAGCCACAUCCGCGAUGUGGACGUGGACAUGCCAGGGAGCCUACGGUGGAUGCUGGGCGUCUUCCACGACUACAUCGAGUCCAAGUUCCGAAGAGAGACAGAGAGCAAGAUUUGCGAAAUGGUCCAGAACUCAGUGACCUCUGAUCUACAGCCAUAUCUCCAAACUCUGCCAGUCACAGCAGAAGUCGACAGUUUUGCCAGUAUCGACUACAGCCUAAUGGAGGCGCCUCGGGCCACAGACCGCUCUCUGGAUGUGAUGUUUAAGGGAGAAUUUUUUAACCCUGGUCACCGCAGCCCAGUUCCCUUUCUUGCUCCUGCCAUGAGCUUUCCUGAGGAGUACAACCAAAUGGUCUACUUCACCAUCUCUGAUUACGUCUUCAACACCGCCAGCCUGGCGUACUACAAGGCCGGCUACCUGAACUUCACCAUCACGGAUGACAAGGUUCCUCCAAGCUCAAACGUCAGACUGACCACCCAGUCCUUUCGUGCAUUCGCCCCUCGGUUAGCCAGGAAGUACCCCAACAUGAACUUGGAACUUCAGGGAGCCUUGGCCUCCGCCCCGGUCCUGACCUUCAGUCCUGGAAAUCUGUCUUUGGCGCCACAGAUAGAGAUUGAAGCUUUUGUGCUGCAGCCCAGCUCCGCCAAGGAGCCUGUCUUCCAGAUCACUGUGGCCACUAAUAUCUCCGCCAUGAUGACCUUCAGUAACAACAAGAUCACUGGGUUCCUGAAGCCAGGAAAAAUACAACUGGAGCUGAAAGAAUCCAAGGUCGGAGUAUUUAAUGUGGACUUUCUGGAGGCGCUGCUCAACUACUACAUUCUCAACACUCUCUACCCCAGAGUCAAUGAGAAGCUGGCAGAAGGCUUCCUCCUCCCUCUGCUAAACCACAUUCAGCUCGAUGACCUUGUCCUUCAUAUCCACAAGGACUUCCUGUCCUUGGGCGCCAAUGUCCAGUACUUGAAAGACUGAGGCCGAGGAGGCAGAGCGGCGUUUGGAAGUCACCGUUGGAUCAGCAAGUUGCAUCUCUAGAUGCACCGCCGAGUCCCAGAGGUUUGGGCAGGAAGAAGACAGCUUUGCUCUGUCUUCUGCUCUCUGCCCCUCCCGCCCCUCUUCCAGCUGGCACAAGCACCCCCUCUCUGGCUUGGACUUCAUUCUCUCUCUACCCCCACUGGCCUGUAAUAGCUAUAGUGGGGGGGGGAGACACACCAUAUGUUCUUAUUCCCCUUGGAGCCUGUCACCUAGCAGGCCACUGGCCCUUAGUAGGAUAGCACUGUAGCACUGUCCUCCCGUUGUUCAUCGAUUUGCUCGAGCGGGCACCAGUAACUUCUCCAUUGUGAGAUUUGUUGUUACUGUUUUUGGCAUAUCAAAUACAAUACAGGUAGCUUGCCAGGCUCUACCAUGCAGGCGGGGUAGUCUCGGUAGCUUGUGGGGCUCUCCGAGAGGGAUGGAGGAAUCGAACCCAGGUCAGCUGCGUGCAAGGCAACUGCCCUACCUGCUGUUGCUAUUGUUCCACCCUUAGUAGGGUACCAAUAAAUAUUUGUUUCUGGAUCAA